GCGGCGCGGCGUCCGGGGCCUCCAGCAUGAGCAAGCCGGCCGGCUCAACAAGCCGGAUUUUAGACAUCCCGUGUAAAGUCUGCGGCGACCGCAGCUCUGGCAAGCACUAUGGGGUUUACGCCUGCGAUGGAUGCUCGGGGUUUUUCAAACGAAGCAUCCGAAGGAACAGGACUUAUGUCUGCAAAUCUGGAAACCAGGGAGGCUGUCCAGUGGACAAGACACACAGGAACCAAUGUAGGGCUUGUCGGCUGAAGAAGUGCUUGGAAGUCAACAUGAAUAAAGACGCUGUUCAACACGAAAGGGGACCAAGGACAUCUACGAUAAGGAAACAAGUCGCUCUUUAUUUCAGAGGACACAAGGAAGAUAAUGGAGCCACCCCUCAUUUUCCCUCUGCAGCUCUACCUACCCCAGCUUUCUUCACUGCUGUCACACAGCUGGAACCCCACAAUUUAGAACUGGCUGCAGUUUCUACAACAUCAGAAAGGCAGACUUUGGUGGGCUUGGCUCAACCAACUCCAAAGUAUCCACAUGAAGUCAGCAGUACUCCAAUGUAUCUCUAUGAAGUGGCUACAGAAUCUGUCUGUGAAUCAGCGGCAAGACUUCUCUUCAUGAGUAUUAAAUGGGCCAAGAGUGUUCCAGCCUUUUCUACACUGUCACUGCAAGACCAGCUGAUGCUUUUGGAAGACGCUUGGAGGGAACUGUUUGUUCUAGGAAUAGCACAAUGGGCCAUUCCAGUUGAUGCUAACACUCUACUGGCUGUAUCGGGCAUGAAUGGUGACAACACAGAUUCUCAGAAGCUGAAUAAGAUUAUCACAGAAAUACAGGCGUUACAGGAGGUUGUGGCCAGAUUUCGACAGCUUCGUUUAGAUGCUACAGAAUUUGCCUGUCUCAAAUGCAUUGUCACUUUUAAAGCUGUACCUACGCAUAGUGGUUCUGAACUGAGAAGUUUUCGGAAUGCUGCUGCCAUUGCAGCUCUUCAAGAUGAAGCUCAGCUCACCCUGAACAGCUACAUUCAUACCAGGUACCCAACACAACCCUGUCGUUUUGGGAAACUCUUGUUGCUUUUGCCAGCUUUACGUUCAAUUAGUCCUUCAACAAUAGAAGAAGUGUUUUUCAAAAAAACCAUUGGAAAUGUGCCAAUUACAAGACUUCUUUCAGAUAUGUACAAAUCCAGUGACAUUUAAAUUGACCUGGCAAUUUUUAAAAAAUCAGGAUGGAAAUUUCUGAAAACUUUUCAAGCUAUGGAGAGUAAGCCUCAGCUUAAAAAAAAAAAACCUCUACAGGAAGCUGAAGCCUGAAGAUGUUUACUCUAUUGACAAAAUGGGUCCAAUAGAUAGGAUUCUGCUGCCUUGAAAAGAGUGACAAGUCCGUGGACAACUAUUGUGCUCCUCAGAGGAACUGCAGUGGAUGGAACUUGACUACUGCUUCUCCUGUAGCUGUGUGGUGGAGCCAAUUCAGUUGUCAUUCAUAGUUAACAAAGGCUGUGCUAGUCUGUCAUUUAGCUGACAGAUUUGACAGGGUAAAGAAAAAGGUAUAGUUUUGUUUUCAUUUUUUGAAAAUUUGGGUAACCAAACAUUGUUGUAAAGUGUCAUGAGGUGGCCUUCAAAAAUGUUUUUUUUAAAGUAGCUUGUUGGUGAAUGGUUUUUAUAUGACAGGCAACAUUGAAUACCAGGUUAUCAAAACAUUUACUUCAGUUGUAACAUAAAAGUGGCCUUUGUAAUGUUUUGGGGUUUUUUGUGGCAAACACAUUCUGCGUUCAAAUAGGCCAGGCCUCCCGUUGAAAAAAACCAUGAAUUUGGUGAGCUUUGCUUCUGAAUCUUGCCAAAAUUUCAGUUCAUUUUAACAUCUCAGACAGAAGAGCUUUAAAAAAAAAAGUUAAACAUACAGUAAGUGAAGAUUAAACAGCAAAACCAAAUAAAAGCAAAUAAAGAGGAUUGAUUCAGUGAAUGGAUCACUGUCCCACUGUCGUAGUGCUGAAACCAAAGGCAAUGACGGCCAAACUCUUUGUCAAUGAGAUGUACAAAAAGGAGACCUGACUUGCCAAUUACUGCAACAGUUUGAAAUAUCGUAUCAAUGAUGGAAAAUGGUUUCGCAAUACAAACCUUUCCUGUGUCUUUAUAGAAAACUUCCUGUUGAAAGCCUUGAUAUCUUUCAUGCAACCACUACCACCUACAAGAAUAUAUAUUAUGAGCUGCUUAAUUUGUUGAGACUAUUCUUAUGGAAAAUUUAGGGGGGAAAUUUAAGAUAGCUGCUGUACUUUUAGGAACUAGCACUGAGGAAGAAGAAUCAGCACUUGAAGUAUCAUAGACUGAGUAAAACUUCUCUUGUACAAAGUGGAUUAACUGAUUUGUGAAGUUAAGAUUGUACUCAUUGUAUUUACAAAGAAUAAAAAUAUAUUAAAAUUUAAAA
Molecule: messenger RNA, 2409 nt
Organism: Heteronotia binoei (common prickly gecko)
Lineage: Eukaryota; Metazoa; Chordata; Lepidosauria; Squamata; Gekkonidae
Gene: NR2E1
Product: nuclear receptor subfamily 2 group E member 1
Exons: 9
Coding region: 27-1184 (385 amino acids)
Biological process (GO): negative regulation of transcription by RNA polymerase II; cell differentiation; anatomical structure development
Molecular function (GO): RNA polymerase II cis-regulatory region sequence-specific DNA binding; zinc ion binding; nuclear receptor activity
Source: RefSeq, a predicted model, not a curated record